UAAGAGUGUAUUAUUCUGGUCAGAUUGAGACCGUGGUGUACACCAAGGAUAGAAUCUAAAGCAUGCCUUCUCUCCAGUCCCUGGAUCAUGCGUUGAAUGAGCAGGGAUUAUAUAUAUAGUGUGUAUGCUUUAUAAAUAUAUCGUAUAAAAGUUUUCAAAUCACAAAUUGUCACACUUAGAAAUAUGAAUUAUGUGCACAUUUUGAUUUUAUAAAGUUAAUAAUAUUGUGAACUGUUAAUGCAGCACGGCUUGUUCCAUGGAGUAUUGCUGUUAAUAAUUGAAUAUUGCUGUUUACCAAUCUUUCCUCAAAGAUUAUGUAUAGAGAUUCUAGUGGAUAACUCUAAUAAAGUAUGGACACUACCCAACAAAGAUCAAUUACAUUCUCAUGGUCAUUACAGUUACCGAUUCUUUAAUAUUGCUUGACUGGUAAAGGGAAUUGAAUCUAAUCUUGGGCCAGUGUGCUCUUUGGUGUUUUUUAAUACAUCAACCUCCGGGGCUUUGUAAACAAGAUACAGACAAUAAGACAAGGUGUUUUACAAGACAAGAUACAGACAAAAAGACAAGGUGUUUUAUAAAACAAGAUACAGACAAUAAGACACGAUACCGCCAAUAAGACAAGAUACAGACAAUAAGAUACGGUGUUUUAUAAAACAAGAUACAGCCAAUAAGACAAGGUGUUUUACAAAACAAGAUACAGACCAUAAGACACGGUGUUUUAUAAAACAAGAUACAGACAAUAAGACAAGAUACAGACAAUAAGACGAGGUGUUUUACAAAACAAGAUACAGACAAUAAGACAAGGUGUUUUAUAAAACAAAAUACAGACAAUAAGACAAGAUACAGACAAUAAGACGAGGUGUUUUACAAAACAGGAUACAGACCAUAAAACAUGGUGUUUUAUAAAACAAGAUACAGACAAUAAGACAUGGUGUUUUAUAAAACAAAAUACAGACAAUAAGAUACGGUGUGUGUUACAAAACAAGAUACAGACAAUAAGAUACGGUGUUUUAUAAAACAAGAUACAGCCAAUAAGACAAGAUACAGACAAAAAGACACAGUGUUUAACAAAACAAGAUACAGACCAUAAGACAUGGUUUGUUACAAAACAAGAUACAGACAUUAAGAUACGGUGUUUUUCAAGACAAGAUACGGACAAUAAGAUACAGUGUUUUACAGACAAUAAGAUACGGAGGCCUACAAAACACCACUACCACCAUGAGCAAGAAGAAGAUAAACCAUUUUAUAUUCAUCCUCGGCCUCUCUCUAGGAAUAUGUUUAAGUAUUAUAUAUUUCUCACAGUCCACGACAAGUAUCAUGCCCCGGAUGAUACCUGACCAGUUGAGUGUACGAUCAACACCACGUGCAGCUGUUGUAAAAAACACGAUCAAUAACAUAGUAGCAGAGACCAUAAACCACGACAUCGUGGCUAAAUUUAAAGGACCAACUGUCCAGCCAAUAGUUGGGACCAAUGAAGCUUUGAAACUGGAAAAAGAAGUUCGUGUUUUAUGCUGGAUAAUGACGUCACCGAAAACCUUAAAUUGGAAAUGUGAUGCGGUGAAGAAAACGUGGGGUAAGAGAUGCAACAAGGUCCUUUACUUCAGUUCCAAGACCGAUGACAACUUUCCCGCCAUUGGAUUAAAUGUUUCUGAGGGUCGUGAACAUCUUACCGAAAAAACAAUGAUGGCGUUCACGUACAUUUAUCGCAACCAUUUUAAUGACGCUGAUUGGUUCAUGAAAGCCGAUGACGACACUUACGUCAUUGUGGAAAAUCUUCGAUAUUUUUUAUCGACGAAGAAUUCCAGCCUUCCGGUAUAUUAUGGACAUUGGUUCAAGCCAUACAUCAAACAAGGAUAUUAUAGCGGUGGUGCUGGUUAUGUUCUAAGUAAAGAAGCCCUGAGAAGAUUUGGUAAAUUCAGCAACAAAUCGUGUGUAAAGGAGGGAAAAUUCGAAGAUUUAGAUUUUGGAAAAUGUAUGGAAGCGCUUCGAGUUAAAACCGGAAGUUCUCAUGAUGAUCUUGGCAGAAGUAGAUUUCAUUAUAGUAAGCCGGGUGACAUGUUGCACCGGAUAUUCCCGUCUUGGUAUUUAGAAUAUGAUAAAUAUGGUGGUAAAAAGAAUACCAUGAGUGACUACCCCGUCUCCUUCCAUUAUAUGACACCUAAGGCUAUGUUCACGAUGGAAUAUUAUGUCUAUCAUUUGAAACCGUAUGGUAUACCCAGCAAAUGAAAGCUGAACUGACUCAUGGCAUAACCAGCAAAUUAAAGCGGAGUGGACUUACUGUAUCGUCUCCAAAUGAAAGCUGGACUGACUUAAGGUAUACCCAACAAAUUAAAGCUGGACUGACUUACGGUAUUCCCAACAAAUUAAAGCUGGACUGACUUACGAUAUCCCCAACAAAUUAAAGUUGAACCUACUCACGGUAUCCCCAACAAAUGAAAAUCUUUUGUUUUUAUCUCUUCUGAAGGUGAAUGUGGUCAAAUAGAACAGGAACAAUUUUGUAAAAAAAAAAACAAUUUGUGGGAAGAAAUAAAAUAUUUGAAGAAU
This is a messenger RNA of Patella vulgata (common limpet), 2541 nucleotides long. Its product is annotated as glycoprotein-N-acetylgalactosamine 3-beta-galactosyltransferase 1. Gene Ontology annotation, cellular component: membrane. The transcript has 4 exons. The coding region runs from base 1216 to 2223 and encodes 335 amino acids. The record is from RefSeq and is a predicted model, not a curated record. Gene Ontology annotation, molecular function: N-acetylgalactosaminide beta-1,3-galactosyltransferase activity. NCBI's taxonomy places the organism in Eukaryota, Metazoa, Mollusca, Gastropoda, Patellidae.